GAAGGUUUGGUCCUUCUGAUUCAGAGGAUAAAAUGUCUGUAUAGCUAGGGAACCCAAGGUAUACAGCAAACUCUAGCUAAUUUUGUGGACUCCCUGCUCAAGCCUGCAUUUGUUUUAAGGAAAAUUUGCACUGUGUGACUGCGUGUCAUACUAGUCAGUUCCGGUCGGCAAGAGCACGGUGUUUUGAACACACCAGGGACGUCGGACAAAAUGUCCCUGUUCCAGUCUGCUCUGGAUUUUCUAGCCGGCCCCGGGUCCUCCGGAGCGGCGAGCCGGGAUCAGAAUGACUUUGUCGGACAGGUUGUCGAGCUUGGAGACAUGAAGCUCCGGAUCAAACGAGUCAUCGCAGAAGGUGGCUUUGCCUUCGUGUACGAGGCCCAGGAUAUUGGAAACAGCAAAGAUUAUGCCCUGAAGAGGCUUCUAUCUAAUGAGGAAGAGAAGAACAAGAGCAUAAUCCAGGAAGUCUGCUUUAUGAAAAAGCUAUCUGGUCAUCCCAACAUCGUCCAGUUCUGCUCUGCUGCUUCCAUAAGUAAAGAGGAGUCAGACACAGGCCAGGCUGAGUUCCUCAUCCUCACUGAGCUAUGUAAAGGUCAGCUGGUGGACUUUGUGAAGAAGGUGGAGCAGAAGGGACCCAUGUCAUGUGACACCAUACUGAAGAUCUUCUACCAAUCAUGUCGUGCUGUGCAGCACAUGCACAAACAGAAACCACCAGUCAUACACCGGGAUUUGAAGAUUGAGAAUCUCCUGAUCAGCCAGCAGGGGGUGAUAAAGCUGUGUGACUUUGGCAGCGCUACCACUGUGGCCCACUACCCUGACUACAACUGGACAGCACACAAAAGAGCCAUGGUGGAGGAUGAGAUUACCAGAAACACAACACCAGCUUACAGGACUCCAGAGAUGAUCGACCUCUAUUCCAACUUCCCCAUCAAUGAGAAACAGGAUAUAUGGGCUCUGGGCUGUAUCCUGUACCUGUUAUGUUUCAAGCUGCACCCAUUUGAGGAGGGAGCCAAGCUGCAGAUCGUUAAUGGAAAAUACAACAUCCCUCAGAACGACAGCCGCUACACUGUCUUCCACGAGCUCAUCUGUUCCAUGUUGAAGGUGAACCCUGAGGAGCGCCUGUCCAUCACAGAAUUGGUCAACCAGCUGCAAGAGAUUGCAGCAGCCAGAAAUGUCAACCCCAAAUCUCCAAUCACCGAGCUGCUGGAACAGAACGGAGGGUUUGGCAGCACCACCACACAACUCCCCCUGCAGGCCAACAACAUACACAAUGCAGGUAUAUAUAAUGCUGACUGUGAUCAGGGUGUUGGUGGGGGCUUCCUGGACAUUCUUAAAGGUGGAACUGAACGCUUUCUCACCAACAUCAAGGACACUUCCUCUAAAGUCAUCCAGUCUGUGGCCAGCCCCAGCUAUGCUAAAGGGGACCUGGACCUGUCCUACAUCACCUCCAGAAUAGCAGUCAUGUCGUUUCCAGCGGAGGGGGUGGAGUCUGCUAUUAAGAACAACAUAGAGGAGGUGCGUCUGUUCCUGGACUCUCGCCACGCGGGACACUAUGCCGUCUACAACCUGUCCAAACGCUCCUACCGACCCGCCCGCUUCCAUCACCGGGUAUCAGAGUGUGGGUGGCAGGUGAGACGUGGUCCCACUCUGACUAACCUGUAUGGCAUAUGUAAGAGCAUGCACCAGUGGCUCAAACAGGACCAGAGAAAUGUAUGCAUCGUACACUGCCUAGAUGGGAGGGCUGCUUCUGCAGUAGUUGUGUGCUCUUUUCUGUGUUUCUGUCGUCUUUUCUCUACGGCUGAAGCUGCAGUUUAUAUGUUCAGCAUGAAACGCUGCCCUCCAGGGAUCGCUCCCUCACACAAGAGGUAUAUUGAGUACAUGUGUGACAUGAUGGCAGAGGAACCCAUAGUACCUCACAGCAAGCCCAUAUUGAUCCGCUCUGUUGUCAUGACACCCGUGCCACUCUUUAAUAAGCAGCGAAAUGGUUGCCGACCUUUCUGCGAGGUUUAUGUUGGCGACGAGCGUGUAGCAACCACCUCCCAAGAGUAUGAUAGGAUGAAGGACUUUAAGACUGAGGAUGGCAGGGCAGAGAUUCCUCUGGAUGUGACUGUGCAGGGAGACGUGUUGGUAGUCAUCUACCAUGCCCGCUCCACCCUUGGGGGACGUCUGCAGGCCAAGAUGGCCUCUAUGAAGAUGUUCCAGAUCCAGUUCCACACAGGCUUCGUCCCACGUAACGCCACCACUGUGAAGUUUGCUAAGUAUGAUCUGGAUGCAUGUGACAUCCAGGAGAAGUAUCCCGACCUGUUCCAGGUGAAUCUGGAUGUAGAGGUGGAGCCUCCUGAUCGCCCUAGCAACAAGACUCCGCCCUGGGAGAACUUCUCCACCAAAGGCCUUAAUCCCAAGAUCCUCUUCUCCAACCGAGAUGAGCAGCAGGAGAUACUUGCCAAAUUUGGUAAGCCAGAGCUCCCGAGGCAGCCUGGUUCUAUGGUUUUCUGCGACUCCGAGUGCCCCCAGCCAGACUGCGCUCCUGAGGGGCAGAUGGCGGAGACCCAGACUCCAUCCCCACCCAGCAUCAGCACAGACACCAAUGCCAACAACUUCUUCCAGACGCUGGACUGGGAGGAUUCCAAUGGGCAAUUCAGUCACCCAGAGAAUGUGUCUGAGCCUGUGGAGGAGCAGGAGGAUAUGAGUGGCGGUGUCUCGGAGGAGGAGUCUGUGUCUUACUCCGCCCCUGUGGAUGGAUCACUUUCACGUGAUCCCAGCGGGCCUCUGUUUGAGGCGGCGUUUACGACCUCCUCUCCUGACCCCCAGCCAGACACAGAGGACCUCCUGGGCCUGAACUCCAACCCUGGUCCUGCACCUGUGACCUCUCAGCCAGCUGUGGGAACAGAAACAGGACUGAAGAGUUGUGCCAGUAACAGUGAUCUUCUGAAUGACCUGUUUGCCCCUGGCCCUAGCUCUGCCCACACAGGAGACACUGAGGAUCUGUUCUUUACUAACACCCCCAGCCAGCCUUCUACUGCCUCUACUGCCCCUGUUGCCAGUAGUGUCCCUAAUGAUCCUACUUCCACUAAAGUAAAUGAUCUGUUUGAUCCCUUUGGUAUGGGGUCAGAGGUCACAGCAGGCUCAGACCCUUUUGGCGACCUGCUUGGGUCUGAAAGCAGCAGCAGCAGUUUCAAAGCUCCAGCCCCACCGGCCUCCAACACUAGCCUCUUCAACCUCCAUAAGAUAGCCGGGGAAGUGCCUAAGAUGACAUCAUCAAUGAGUCAGCCUGAUCUGCUGGGUGGCUGGGACAAUUGGUCCCCCAGAGCCCCCAAUACUGCUUCUAGCAUGCCCGCUAAUGCUAGCAAACCCGCUUAUACUGCUCCUGGUUCUGCCUCCAUCUCAAAGGCCAAGUCCCAGAGUUUUGACCCCUUUGCUGACCUCGGUAACCUGGGCUCCACCCUCCCAGGCCCUCCCAGCAGUGGUUUCUCAGGCUCAGGGUUUAAGGCAGCGCCCCCUGCUGGAGGCUCUAAGAGCACAUCCCAGCCAUGGCAGCAGCCUCGUCCAGCCUCAGCCACCUCCAGCAAGGCCUGGAUACCCCCCAGCUCUGCCCCCAAACCCCCUACCAGCCAACCAGCAAAGCCCAACUACAACCUCAACUUCAGCGUGAUUGGAGGACGAGAGGAGAGGGGAAUUAGAGCGCCAGGCUUUGGGCCAAAGCCCAAGGUGAAAGAGGAUGACUUCGAGGAUCUAUUGUCCACACAGGGCUUCUCAUCCAAAAUGGAUAAGAAGGGGCCUCGUACCAUUGCUGAGAUGCGAAAGCAGGAACUGUCUAAAGACAUGGACCCACUCAAACUACAGAUCCUGGAAUGGAUCGAGGGGAAGGAGCGGAACAUCCGGGCUCUGCUCUCCACGCUGCACACGGUGUUGUGGGAGGGGGAGACCCGCUGGAAGCCGGUCAACAUGGCCGACCUGGUCACACCUGAGCAGGUGAAGAAGUACUACAGGAAAGCCGUGCUGGUCGUGCACCCAGACAAGGCUACAGGGCAGCCGUAUGAGCAGUACGCUAAGAUGAUCUUCAUGGAGCUCAGCGACGCCUGGUCUGAAUUUGAAAACCAAGGAGGCAAACCCCUGUUCUGAGCAUGCUCACUGGACACCCAGCCUGGAGCCUGAGUUGCCAGGCAGAGACAGUGCGUGCUUUUUUCUCUCUCUCCUCUCUCUCUCUCCCUCCACACUCACUGCCUCUGCCCAACACAGCAGAGAGAGAGAGAAUGAAAGACUCAAGCUAUAUAAAGACUAAGACAAUCGGGAGGGAUAUGGACUGUUCUCUCUCUUCUGAAGGGAUGGAGAUUUGGAUUAGGGUGCUCAAUGGGUUAUUUUACUGCUAAACUGUUGCUCUACCCAGUAGAGCCAGCGCUUGUCAAGCUACACUUUCUCCAAACGAGAGACACCUGUGUGUGAGGAGAGAGAUGGUCUGUGAAAUGCAUACUCAUUUCAGAAAAGCAGCCUGUGUCUAGCACUGCAGCUCACCUCUUUAGGUUGUGCACUCUGGAUGGAUAUAGGAACAACAAUGAAGAAAUACGAUGAUGAUGAUGAUGAUGAUGAUGAUGAUGAUGAUGAUCUCUAUUUUCAUAUCCUUUUUAUCUUUAUUUUUGUGUUGUCUUUUGAUGAUCUGUUAUUCAUUAAUCAUUAGCAUAUCAUCUAGCCUAAGCUGUGUGUGUGCGUGUGCAUGGCUGAAUGUAUGUGGCUCUGUGCAUCAGUGUUUGGUUUUGGCUGUCUAGAUGAUUUUCCAUACCCAGCAUAACAAAUUCACACACAGCAAAACUAGACUUUGCUUGGGUUCUAGAGUUCUUGAACCUGAAUUCUUGUUUUUAUGGACCAAACAUAAACUUGUCUUAUUUAUUCUUGAGAGGUGCAUUGGGCGACUAAUAAUAUAUAGAAUAUGUAUGCUUGGACUCAGAAGAACAAAUCUUGCAAAGCUAAGAUCAUUCCAAAGCAUCACAGACAUGAAUGUGCUUUAAAUGUUCUUUAUUGGCUAUUUGAAAUGUAACAUUUUUUCCUCACUACUUCUUUAUAUUAUCACAUAAAAUAAGAACCCUUAAUAGAACAUGGCAUUAUUUUUUUAUAAUACUUUUACUUGAAUUAUGUGGAGGUUUUUUUUUUUCUUCAUCUAAAUGACCAAACAUUAACAUUACACCUACUUCCAAUCCUCCAUGGUGACUCGGGGCUGCUGCACGAGAGAUGUUGCACAAGAUUCUUCGCCCAGAGCAGUAGUGGGACAGGCCCAAUCAGAAUCACACAGGAGAGAUUCUCGAGGUUGCUGAUUUAACGAGAUUACUGAGUGUAGCACGGGGCAUCGGAUACUUGCCACCAAAAAUAUUACUCAUGAGGUAAAUAAUUCAUGUGGAGAGACCUCACCUGUUGAAGGACAUCUGUAGUAUUGUGUAAUUUAUGAUAACCAUUCUUAAAAAAACUAAACUUAAAAAAAAAAAAAAAAGGGAAUUGGGUAGUAGUCUGACAUGGUAAAAACACUGGGCGCAUGCGAUACUUUUUUUGUAUGCGAAGGUAGGUAAGUUUUAGUCUAGGACUACAGAGUAUACUAAAAAGCACCAUCAACCAAAAAAAGAGAAGUCGUCCAGGAUGGGUAAAUGUGUUGGAUACCCAUAUCUUUGAAUCUUUGAUGUACUGGCAAUAAUGCAGUGUAACUGGUCUUCACAAGCCUUAAUCUGUUUCAGUAUUUUGAGAGAUUUAAAAAAGGUUCCAGCUGUCCAAAACCAUCUGCCCUAUGUGUUAGGAUGCUGUGAGCAUAUCCAGAAGUCUGCCUCAGAAACAUUUCUGUUUGACUGCUCUGGAGCAUGUUUUAUUAAACAGAAUGGGUAAAAGAUCAGUGAUGCUGCCCUGUGCAUCACAUUCCAAGUGACUGGCAUUAAAAUCCAUCUAAAACUUAAGUAAAAAUCUUAUGGUCACUAAAUAAAAUGACAGUUUCUCUUGGUGGUUAAUGUGUAUAGUCUUACUAAUGUGGUAUGUAAAUAUUAUGGAGUGGAAUAACUAUCUUGACUGAGGGUCGUCAUGACUACGUAAGAUUUGUUGUCCUUACAUCGAGUGGGGAUGCACUGUAAAAUAAUGCUAUAUUUUGGUAAAGGAGAAGUCUCCUUAUUUUUUCAUAGUGACUUAAGUAAUUUGGGGUGUCUUUGUUUCCUGUUAUUUUCUAUGAACGUCAAACUCCUGACACUGCAAAUGUCCCCUCCUCUGUUCUUCAGUCUCACCAAUAAAGUUUCAGUCACCAUG
Electrophorus electricus (electric eel) is the source of this 6267-nucleotide messenger RNA. The record is from RefSeq and is a predicted model, not a curated record. Lineage: Eukaryota; Metazoa; Chordata; Actinopteri; Gymnotiformes; Gymnotidae.